AUGAGUCGUUCGGCCUCACCAGUUGACGGGGCCUCAUCAGCUGAUGAGGUCUCGCCAGCUUAUGAAGCAACGCCUCACCCAUCGACUCCACAGAACGACGUUGUCCGGCCCAUUCUUCUGUCUCUGGAUGGGGGCGGUGUGAAGGGCUUGUCAACUCUCCUCAUACUGCAGGAGCUGAUGGAAAGGAUCAGCCGUGAAAAUCCGCCCAAGCCCUGCGAUGUCUUUGACAUGAUUGGUGGCACGAGCACUGGAGGGCUUAUUGCCAUCAUGUUGGGCCGUCUUGAAAUGUCUGUGGCCGAUUGCAUUGAGGCAUACCAACAUAUCUCCAGACAAGUCUUUCGUCCAACCUUCUGCAGCAAGUACAUGCCGCGAGUGAUGCGCACUAUCACCGGUCGGUCAAUGUAUGAUAGCCAGCACCUUGAAGAUGCAAUCAAAGACAUCAUCCAACUCUGUGGAGAAGCACCCAACGCGCCAUUGGAGACCACGGAUGAUGGCCAGUGUAAAGUGUUUGUCUGCGCGACGCAGUGUUUGGACAGAAGCCAAGUUCAAUUCCGCAACUACCAGGAUCCAGUACACCACAACCGUGUCAAGGGCAUCAAGAUUUGGGAAGCGGCUAGGGCGACAUCGGCCGCCCCGACCUAUUUCGAGCCUAUCAAAGUUGGCUCCCAUUCCCUCGAGUUUGUUGAUGGCGGUAUCGGCGCCAACAACCCCGUGUUUCAGACCCGAAACUGUGCUCGAGAUCUGUGGCAAGUACCGAACGCCGCGAGUUUCGAUGAGCAGAUUCACUGCCUGGUGUCCAUUGGAGCUGGAGCCGGACAAGGCUACAGUGCAAAAGUUCUGGAUAUGCUCAAAAACUUCUCAUCUGUAUUGACAGAUACAGAAGCGACAGCAUCCAAAUUUGCUUCCUCACAUGAACAUCUUGUGAAGACGAACAAGUACUUCAGAUUGACUGUCCCAGCUGGGAUCGGUAACAUUGAUCUCGCAGACACCUCAAAGCUCGAAGAUAUUUCAGGCCGGACCUUCACGUACCUGAAGGACAACUGCAGUGAGCAGUUGGAUCAGUGUGCCGAAGUCCUCAAGAGGAAGUACAGACCAGAGAAGAGCUCACACAGCAAGCGAUCUCGCAUUGGCCUCGUUCCUUUCAAGACAGCCGGAUCCGGAUCUGGAUGUGGACGUGGAUGUCGGUGGAUCAUUCUCUGUUUGACCAUUGCCGCCUUGAUCAUCGGUAUAAUCGCUGCUAACGCAGGCCCACCUCCGAUCGAUCGAUCUGCUCCCAUCAUUGCAGUUAUGGGGCAGGCUGGGGUGGGCAAGAGUGCCCUCAUCAACAUACUUGGGGGGCGGCACGUAUCGACCGGCGAUGUACCAGGAGUCGGGCACGAGUUGGAGUCUGGUUAUGAUCAAGAAACCUCAAAAGUCUCCUGGUACCGAGCUUCUAUUGAUGGCAGGAAUAUCUACCUCAUCGACACUCCGGGUUUCGACGAUGAUACGCUGUCCGACCUCCAAAUUCUGGAGCACAUAUCAAAGGAACUCCUCAAAAACUACCAGAACGGUCGACUACUUAGCGGUAUCAUAUACCUCUAUGAUAUCUCCCAUAAGCGUAUUCGAGGGACCGGUAUACAGCAACUGGACUAUUUGAAGCUGCUACUGGGAAACGAGGCCUACAGUAAUUGCGUUCUUGUCACAAACAUGUGGGAUCUGGACUCUCCAUCGGCCCAGGCCGGACAACAGGAUCGCCACAACGCACUGAAGCAAAAGUACUGGAAAGAUAUGAUCUCUGGUGGCUCAAUCGCCAUGCAACACGACGGUAGUUUUUAUUCUGCAAGGCGAAUCAUUUAUUACCUCAUCGACAAACCAAAGAUCCUUCUUUAUCAUCAACACGAGCGCGGGAAUGAGAAGAAGUCAUUCUGGCAGACCGAAGCUGGAACCAAGGCCCGCAGCGACCGGGAACUCAACGACCCAACCAUGGGCGAUUUUGGCAAGUCGGAGCCUGGGCCGGGCCUGUGGGACACGGUGCAUGAUUGGAUCUGGAGGCUACAGUUAAAAUGGACACAUCCUGUAGAGUAG
This is a messenger RNA of Fusarium falciforme, 2064 nucleotides long. RefSeq names its product PNPLA domain-containing protein. Gene Ontology annotation, molecular function: GTP binding. The coding region runs from base 1 to 2064 and encodes 687 amino acids. The transcript is spliced from 7 exons. The record is from RefSeq and is a predicted model, not a curated record. Gene Ontology annotation, cellular component: membrane. Gene Ontology annotation, biological process: arachidonate metabolic process. NCBI's taxonomy places the organism in Eukaryota, Fungi, Ascomycota, Sordariomycetes, Hypocreales, Nectriaceae.